This is a messenger RNA of Candida dubliniensis CD36, 669 nucleotides long. RefSeq lists its product as uncharacterized. Bases 1 to 669 code for a protein of 222 amino acids. The transcript has a single exon. The record is from RefSeq and is a predicted model, not a curated record. Lineage: Eukaryota; Fungi; Ascomycota; Pichiomycetes; Serinales; Debaryomycetaceae.
AUGAAUAAACACCUACAACGCCAACUAAAAGGGUUGCCACAACAGAUAAUCACUGACGGUUUACAUGCGUUGCAGCACAAUCCAGCCAGGUUUACUUCGUUCCAUGAUAUUCCACAACUACUAGACUAUAUCUACAAACCUAACAAACCUGCUUGGUGGAUCCGGUUUAUGAAAUGUCCCUACUACAACCUAAAAGGUAAAUGGCCCACCAUCCAUCUAAUCGAUGAGCUUGGCGUGGAUACGAGUGGGUACUACAACCACCAAAACUUAUUGUCAGGCAGCACACCCAGACCCACCCUCCCGCUUAUCAAAUCCUAUGCCAACCAAAAAGAUACCACCACAACCAUGAUCAAGGAAGUGGAAAAGUUGUACAAGUUCAUUCUCUCAAAACGAGGACUCUUUGGCGUUACCAACCACCCUAUGGAAGUCAUCUACACUCCAUCAAAGCUCGGAAAAAUACACACCCCAGCUGUACUAGACAAGGAAUUGAAAAAUAAAGUGAAAUUGAUUAAACGGGUAUUCAACGACGUCCAGCCUAUAGAAAAACCAACCCUAGACAAGCUUCAGUCCAUCGUUGUCUCACAACCCCAUGACAGCAUCCUACAACAGUACAUGGCUAGACAGUUUUACCUACAAAACGGAAAAUACAUCCUAAAUUCUAACUAUUGA